AUGUCAUCAAUAGUGGAAGUAGCAGAUCCAUCUUCUAAUGAUACUUCAUCACAUCAAUACGAAACAGUACCUAAUGAAGAAGAGGCAGAAAGAGCAGAAAGGACAGAAACAGUUCACCGUGUAGAAAAACGUUUUAAUCGUUCACAUAUUAUUCGAGAUAUAACUAUUGGAUUAGCGGAUGGUUUAACGGUACCUUUUGCGUUAGCUGCGGGAUUGUCAUCCCUAGGAAAUCGUCAUCUCGUAAUUUUAGGAUGUUUAGCUCAAUUGGUGGCAAGUACGAUAUCAAAAGCAGUAGGUGGAUGGGCAACAUUAAAAGCUGCCGAACAACAUUUUUGGAUAGAAAGAAGUAAUGAAAUACUUGAUGUCAAAAAUAAUAUAGAAGCCGAAAUUCAAGAAAUGAUUGAUGUUAUGCAACCAUAUGAAUUAGAUGCUCAAUCUUUAGCGCCGAUUAUCGAAAAACUCAGCAAUAAUCCAGAGAAUUUUGUAGAUUUUAGAAUGAAAUUCGAAUCAGAAAUCGAAAAACCUGAUCAUGCACGUUUUUUGAGUUCGGCAAUCAUUGGAACAUCAUAUUUCGUUUCCGGAUUAAUUCCAUUAAUUCCAUAUUUCUUUAUUAGAGAUAGCAUACUUGGUUUAUAUAUAAGUAGUGGAGUUACAUUUGCUUGUUUUAUUUUAUUUGGAUACAUUAAAGCACUUUAUGUUUAUCCUAGUAAAGCUAUUUGGAGUGCUAUGCAAUCUAUUUUUGUUGGAUUUUUCGCUGCUAUUACAGCUUAUGGUUUUGUACUUUUAGUUAAACAUCAUGAUGAUUUAUUUGAAUUUAUUUGA
Molecule: messenger RNA, 822 nt
Organism: Rhizophagus irregularis DAOM 181602=DAOM 197198
Lineage: Eukaryota; Fungi; Glomeromycota; Glomeromycetes; Glomerales; Glomeraceae
Biological process (GO): intracellular manganese ion homeostasis
Cellular component (GO): fungal-type vacuole membrane
Molecular function (GO): manganese ion transmembrane transporter activity; iron ion transmembrane transporter activity
Source: RefSeq, a predicted model, not a curated record